UGUUGCAUCAUACAAGAAAGACUUCCUAGUACAGAUUACUGUACUUGGCCAAUAAAGUGAAUUAUGACUUUCUGCCUAUCAGAGUCCAAUCUUAUCAGAAACCAACUACUGAAAAUAUGCUGUCCAUCAGAGUUUACUUGCACUAGGCAAAUAUAGGAUCACCACAUUGUUUUAAAAAAAAAAAAAUACACAAUUUAUGUGCAAACUUAACAAAUGCAAUGAAAAGAACUAGAGGUAAAACUAUUACUGGACUGUCCCACCCAGUUUUAAAUUCUUAAAAUGUGCACAAAGAAGGUUCCUGGUGCUAAAAGCUAUUCCCACAAGAUCAACCCAUAUUCUGAACCUGUAUUGCCAAGUGAGAAUGAUGUAAUAACAUUCGGUUUUCAAGUUAAGCGUUCAUCAAUCCAUUGAUCCAUUUUUGCUGCUAGCUAUUUAAUUGCAGAUGCACAGGGACCUGGAACCUAUCACAUUGUGAGGCAGAGUCCAUUACUAAUACACUGAUGUCUAUGUCAGAUUGUACUGUAUGACAGCAGAAAUGAGACAACUAAUUACAUUAACACACUAAUUCAAUUUUGGCGAUGGAUACUGAGCAUGAAAUUAGUUGAGGCUACAUAAAAUCAGCAAUGGUGGUCCUUCAAGGGUGAGCUUGGCAACGUCUUCUGUACACAUUAAGUAGUGUGGGUAAUCUUCAUGUAGUUUCAAAUCCUAUGAUUGGUCAAAGCAUUUAAAUAUUUAACUGCUUUCUUAAAAUAUAGAAUAAAACACUUCUGUGUAUCGUUCAGUCUACAAGGAGAAUAUCGAUCAUAAAUCCCAAGGUGUUUAGAUAAAAACAAGAUUAAUGAACACAGUUUGACAAAGUGCUCCUUGAGGGCUAGAAUCAGCCACUACUGACCUAACUUGAAUUCAAGUUAAAAUAUUUUCUGCUAAAAGUAUUUAUUUUUGCAGGUACAUAAAUAACUGUUUGCUGAGUAUGAAGAAACUGCAUGAAUGGGCUACUGGUCAUUGUACAACAUAACUUUUUAGGAUGAGAAAGGACUUUUUGAAUAUCAAAUUCUAAUUAGUGACAUAUCAAGUGAUUGUAAUUUGAGAGCUAAUGAAUGCUACUGUGCCCACUAAUUAAUUAUGGUUAUCCGACCCCUUAGCUUUAAAUUACACAUGUAUUGACUCUCUUCUGUAGUAAUUUAGUUAGAGAUCAGUCACAGUUAAAUGGCAAGGGUGCUAAUCUGCUAAGUGUUACAAUGUCUGUUGCAGGAAUGCUAAAGUCACACGUGUUCCUUCCUCCAAACUCUGCAAACUUCUAGUUAUAAACUGCUUUGCUACGGUAUGUAUUUUUUCUUUGUAAGCAUUUAUAAAUAGUUCUUAUGAUGCUUAAAUAUUUCUUAGAAUGUACAAGUGAGUUUGUGAAUAUUUUAGCAGCUGUAAUAAUUUUAGCUAAACUUUGCAGAAAAAAGUGGAAAGGAACAAUGAUGAAAAUAUUGUUUGUAUUGAUCACAUGAAAAAGAUUCAAGUACAAUAAUAUUGUUGAAAUGUUCUUUUUUUUAGUAGAAUACAUUUUCAAAAUAUAUCAUCUUCUAAUUAAACCAUGUGUUAAUUUAAUGUUGUCAAUACUGAAGUUUACUUGCAUGAUUUUUUUUAGUUAUUCGCUGUUAUCUUCCUGAAAUGCCUUCAACAAAAUCAAAUCAGAAAAAAUCAAACCAGAAUAACCCUGAUGUUUUGAAACUACUGGAAAAAUACAAGAAGGAAAGAGAUGAGGCCUUUCAAAAAGAAGAGUCACUCAGAGACAAAAUGAAGCUUUCUGAAAUUAUAACAAGGACUCAUGCUGAAAGUCUUAAACAUAAAGUUCGAGAUCUCACUGUAGAAAACAAAGAUCUGCGUAGAACAGUGAAACGACUAAGAAUUGAAAUGGGACUUGAAUAUGACCCUAAAUUUAAGGGAAAAACAACUAAGGAUAUCAUUGGCAUGCUGCGGGAAAAAGAACAGCAGAGCAGUCAUCUGUCUGAGGAAAACGGCAGUUUAAACCAUCAAAUCAAUCAGCUUACAACUGCAUUAAACUCAAGUGUGCUAGCUAGAAGAACACUGGAAGAGCAACUGUCUUCUGUUCAAUAUGAAAUGAAGGAGUUAACAAAGAAGUACGGUCGUUUGCUAAAACUGUGGGAAGACACAAAAGUGCAAAGGCAUGAGCGGGUACUCAUGACUAAUUUCCCAGGGAUAACCCCAAAAAGUUCACCUAAAGAGGUCUGUGACAAAUCUGUGCAGACAGUAACCUCCAUUUCUCAGUACCAGAGGUUUCCAAGGACAAGCUCCUGGGAGCUUGUUCAGUUCCAAGGUGAAUCAGAGAAACUGAAGAAAAAAUUCCAAGACACAUUAGGGAAAACUGGGGCACCUAAACCUCAUACUAAAAGUGAAAACAACCUUUAUUCAACUUCUAGUACAGUUAAGAUCACCUACAGAAGUCUUCAUAACUGAGCUAGGGUGACUAUACUGCCUCUGUAGCUCCUCUUACAGAAACUAAAGACUAAAUAUGGACAAAGCAUGGAGUGCUAAUGUUAACAAACUUUGUUUGGAUCUGUCAAGCGUUCACGUUUCUUUUUCUUCCACUGUUCUGUAAAAUAAAUGUAAUAUAAGAUGGGCCAUCCUCAUCUGUUCAUGAAUAAAUAAAUAAAUGUAAUUUAAUGACUAAUGAACUACUUCUGCCUAGUGCAUCUGAUGGAAACAGAACUGAGUAAAACAUUGUAGAGUAAACAAGCUUCCUGCUUUGCAUACAUUGCUGAAGUUAUUUAAUCAAGUUCAGGGUUAGCAGGGACCAGACCUGAAGAGUGAAGUAAACCAACAACCUAUAAGCAUUAUAUAUAUCACAUUAAUACAGUAAUUUACAAGCAGAAAUCUGUAGUACAAUUGUUUAUACACACACACAAACAUACUUUUGGCUUAUUUCCUGCCUUGUACCAUAGGCUCUAUCCCCUAUGAUCUGGACCUAUCCUGAGCAGAAUCAGUAAUGGGUAGAUGGAUGGCAAUAG
Messenger RNA from Erpetoichthys calabaricus (reedfish), 3017 nucleotides. RefSeq lists its product as uncharacterized. Lineage: Eukaryota; Metazoa; Chordata; Cladistia; Polypteriformes; Polypteridae. The record is from RefSeq and is a predicted model, not a curated record. The coding region runs from base 1660 to 2466 and encodes 268 amino acids. The transcript has a single exon.